Vollenhovia emeryi is the source of this 2271-nucleotide messenger RNA. RefSeq names its product cAMP-dependent protein kinase catalytic subunit beta-like. Lineage: Eukaryota; Metazoa; Arthropoda; Insecta; Hymenoptera; Formicidae. The coding region runs from base 383 to 1558 and encodes 391 amino acids. The record is from RefSeq and is a predicted model, not a curated record. Gene Ontology annotation, biological process: peptidyl-serine phosphorylation. The transcript has 2 exons. Gene Ontology annotation, molecular function: ATP binding; cAMP-dependent protein kinase activity. Gene Ontology annotation, cellular component: nucleus; cAMP-dependent protein kinase complex.
UUUUUUGCAAAGGGCAGAAAAGGCAAGUAACACCGCAAAAGAAUAGGAUUCUAAAUAAAAGGCGAAGCAUCGCUGUAUCUGCGUAUUUCUUACGAGAGCUAGAUGUCUAUACGACCGGUGCACAGUUACGUAUGCGUGCGUCUGUGAUUUGUACCUGUGGACAUGUGUGGAGAUAAUUCCAGAGGAGUGUAAUUUUUGAUCGGAAUGUGUGAAGCAACGAUCGUAAUCAUAGACAUGGGGUAAAUAUGCAGUAUAACACCUUCGAAUUUUGUACAUUUUUCAGAAUUUGUGUGUUUUAAUGCGUAAAAUACAUUCUGAGAACGAAAAUCGUCGCUCUUGUACCGUUUAUUUUUAAUUAAUUUUUAAACUUUUCUGACUAGGUAUGUCUACAAUCUUAAUGGCACUGCGAGAAACAACAUACGAUCGUGUCGCGACGCAGAGCAAGCUUGAAGCAAACGCCUUGUCAUAUUACGUAAUUUUAACCCUCCAAUUUGAAACGCCCAACGUACGAAUGGUCGACACAGAAAGAGAACGGAUGUUCAAGGAAUACAACGACAUUCUGGACGGCCUGAAGACGGCGUUCGUGGAAAAGUGGAAGGCGAAAAUGGACGACAACUCGAAGCUGGACGACUUCGAUCGUUUCCGAACCGUCGGCACCGGCGCCUUCGGCCGCGUCAUCCUCGUCAAGCACAAACAUACAUCCGCGUUCUACGCCAUGAAGAUCCUCGAUAAAGCGAAACUCGUCAAGACGAAACAAGUGGACCACACGCGUAAUGAAAAACGGAUCCUGCAGUCCAUCAACUUUCCCUUCAUGGUCUUCAUGGAGUUCUGCUUCAAGGACAAUUCGUACGUGUACAUGGUGCUGCCGUUCGCGCAGGGCGGCGAGAUGUUCACGCAUCUCAGGCGUAUGGGGAAGUUCGACGAGUCGCUGGCGAGGUUCUACGCCGCCCAAGUGGCCUUAGCCUUGGAGUACCUGCACCACUGUAGCCUGAUCUACCGGGACCUGAAGCCGGAGAACAUCCUGAUACAUAACUCGGGCUACAUCAGGAUGACCGAUUUCGGUUUCUGCAAGAUGGUGGACGGCCGCACGUGGACGUUGUGCGGCACCCCGGAAUAUCUGGCGCCGGAGGUGAUCCUGUCAAAGGGCUACGGCAAGGCCGUCGACUGGUGGAGCUUCGGCGUGCUCAUCUACGAGAUGAACGCGGGAUACCCGCCUUUCUACGCGCACGAUCCAAUGAAGAUCUACGAGAAGAUCGUCGCGGGCAAGUACAAGUUCGCGCAUCACUUCGGCGAGGAACUGAGGGACAUACUGAAGAACAUCUUGCAAGUGGAUCUGACGAGAAGAUACGGUAACUUGAAGGACGGUAGCAUGGACAUCAAGAGGCAUCGCUGGUUCCAGUCUAUCGACUGGAUCGAGAUUUAUUAUCAGAAAGUGCAGCCGAGCUUCAUUCCGCAUUGCAGUAACAGCGGCGAUGCCAGCAACUUUGAACAUUACGACGAAGUCCCGCUCGAGGUGUCCUCUUAUGAUCAGUACGGUAAGGAAUUCGCGCAUUUUUAAAAGCAAUACUGGCGAACCAAGGUAAAAAAAAUAAGGUAUAAGAUUGACUGCGAGAUGAUGAUUAUUAUAUUGCGUGUGUGAGAGUGUCUUUAAGUAUCGUCUAGUUAAAUCCGGAUUUUGAUUAAUUCACUAUGGCAAUAAUUAAUCAACUUCAAGCAUAUGAGAACAACAUGUAACAGCAUAUAAUAAUGUUGACAAAAAAAGGGAAAAACGAGAAGUACAUAGUCAACGAUGUGCGUUUUUAAAUUUAGAUAUCACAUAUAUUACCUCUUUUCACGUAAGCGUUCCGUACAUAAACACAAUUGAUUGCAUAGAGUGAUAUUUAACUGUAAGUUUGAAGCGAUGUCGUCUUGUAACAAGUAAAAAUGUUCUUUACUCUGACAAAAUUUCUGAUAAUAAUUUAAUUCUGUAUUCAUAUAACACAUCAAUUUGUUAUAUUACAUAUUAGAGGAUAGUCCGCCAUUAUGAGAUAGGCUUCUAAUGUAAGACAGCAGGUUUUCAUCAUCCAAAAUUCAGUUCUUACAUUACAAAUCUUUUUUCGCGACGAUCACACGAUCUAACAGUGAAUUUGCCACUAAACGAAUUUUACUUCAAGAGCAAUAAAUCCUACUAUUUCAAGAAACCCUGCUAUUUCAUAUUAUGGAACUUAUCUCAUAAUAGGGAGGGCCUUUCCUCUAUACAUUAGUGCACUACUGUCGAAUAGUUCAUGAGUA